UGGCCACCCAGUGGCUGCACUGCCCUAAUGGAUCCUCUGAACCUGUCCUGGUAUGAUGAGGACGUAGGAGGCCAGAACUGGAGCCGGCCCCUCAAUGGGUCCGAGGGGAAGGAGGACGGGCCCCACUACAACUACUACGCCAUGCUGCUCACCCUACUCAUCUUCGUCAUCGUCUUCGGCAACGUGCUGGUGUGCAUGGCCGUGUCCCGUGAGAAGGCGCUGCAGACCACCACCAACUACCUGAUCGUCAGCCUGGCUGUGGCCGACCUCCUGGUCGCCACCCUGGUCAUGCCCUGGGUUGUCUACCUGGAGGUGGUAGGUGAGUGGAAAUUCAGCCGGAUUCACUGUGACAUCUUUGUCACUCUGGAUGUCAUGAUGUGCACAGCAAGCAUCCUGAACCUGUGUGCCAUCAGCAUUGACAGGUACACAGCUGUGGCCAUGCCCAUGCUCUACAACACACGCUACAGCUCCAAGCGCCGGGUCACCGUCAUGAUCGCCAUCGUCUGGGUCCUGUCCUUCACCAUCUCCUGCCCAAUGCUCUUCGGACUCAACAACACAGACCAGAACGAGUGCAUCAUCGCCAACCCUGCGUUCGUGGUCUACUCCUCCAUCGUCUCCUUCUACGUGCCCUUCAUCGUCACUCUGCUCGUCUACAUCAAGAUCUACGUCGUCCUCCGCAAGCGCCGCAAGAGGGUCAGCACCAAGCGCAGCAGCAGGGCUUUCCGGGCCAACCUGAAGGCCCCGCUCAAGGGCAGCUACCCUCACCCCGAGGACAGGAGACUCUGUGCCGUUAUCAUGAAGUCUAAUGGGAGUUUCCCAGUGAACAGGCGGAGAGUGGAUGCUGCCCGCCGUGCCCAGGAGCUGGAGCUAGAGAUGCUCUCCAGUACCAGCCCCCCCGAGAGGACCCGGUAUAGCCCCAUCCCACCCAGCCACCACCAGCUGACCCUCCCCGACUCGUCCCACCACGGCCUCCACACCACUCCCGACAGCCCCGCCAAGCCAGAGAAGAACGGGCACGCCAAAGACCACCCCAAGAUCGCCAAAAUCUUUGAGAUCCAGACCAUGCCCAACGGCAAAACCCGGACCUCUCUCAAGACCAUGAGCCGCAGGAAGCUCUCACAGCAGAAGGAGAAGAAAGCCACCCAGAUGCUGGCCAUUGUGCUGGGCGUGUUCAUCAUCUGCUGGCUGCCCUUCUUCAUCACCCACAUCCUGAACAUUCACUGUGACUGCAACAUCCCGCCAGUCCUCUACAGCGCCUUCACAUGGCUGGGCUAUGUCAACAGCGCUGUCAACCCCAUCAUCUACACCACCUUCAACAUUGAGUUCCGCAAGGCCUUCCUGAAGAUCCUGCACUGCUGACUGCUGCCCCUGCGCAUAGCAGCUGCCUCCCGCCCCCU
Echinops telfairi (small Madagascar hedgehog) is the source of this 1397-nucleotide messenger RNA. It is a transcript of the gene DRD2, whose product is annotated as dopamine receptor D2. The transcript has 7 exons. Lineage: Eukaryota; Metazoa; Chordata; Mammalia; Afrosoricida; Tenrecidae. Gene Ontology annotation, cellular component: presynaptic membrane; glutamatergic synapse. Gene Ontology annotation, biological process: adenylate cyclase-activating adrenergic receptor signaling pathway; adenylate cyclase-inhibiting dopamine receptor signaling pathway. Gene Ontology annotation, molecular function: dopamine neurotransmitter receptor activity, coupled via Gi/Go; G protein-coupled receptor activity. Bases 28 to 1359 code for a protein of 443 amino acids. The record is from RefSeq and is a predicted model, not a curated record.